AUGAAUGAUUAAUAACUCGGGUAUUAGAUAUGCAAUGAGGAAUGGUCUGAAGAUUAAGAAGAAGAUCCCAACAAUCCUCAUAUUCAAAGAACCUCUUAUUCUAGAUCAGUGGUAAUAAAUGAUAGAAUCUAUAUUUUCACAAAUUUAUCUGAAAAUAUAUCAUCACCCCUAAAGAUUAUUGAUCUUAAUUUGAAAAGAUUAUUUCCUAUUUAGUUCAAGAAAUUUGGACCAACUACAACAAGAAUUAACUAUUCGAUAUCAAAUUACAAGCAUAAGGUAUAUUUUUAUGGAGGAUUAAAUGAAAAUUCUAAAAUUCUAGAGACUAUGGAUGAAUUUGAUGCUACUACUUAUAAGUUCCAAUAGGUGAAAUACAGACUAGAUUUUAAGCCUAAGGGCAGACAGGCUCAUUGCUCUAUUGCUAUUGACUAAUACAAUAUGUUUAUUAUUGGAGGAUCAUAUUCUGAUAACUUAAUUGAUCCUUAACCUAUUCCUGCAGAUGAAAUGAUUUUAAAUUUUGACAUGGAUGCUUCUACAUUUCAGCAAAUAACAAUUAAACCAACUGAGACAUCAGAUGCAAUUCCAAAUAAUUUAGUUUAUCAUUCUGUAUUUAGACUAGAUGCUAUAAAUCUAGGAAUACUUUGGUAUGAAUAUGAAGCAAUUAAUAAUCAAGAUGAAAAUAAGAGAAGAUUAAUGAGGUCAACAAUAUAUAACAUCACGAAAUACACUUGGAGAGACAUUAACCUAAUAGGAAAUGAUUUGCCUAUAUUUAGAUUUGGUCACUCAAUUUUAACUUACUAUAGUAAAGAAAGAUUAGCCGAUAGAAUUCUCAUACUUGGCGGGAUAGAUUAUUCAGAUCCGACUAAUAAGUAAAAUGAGUUUGUAGUAUAAGACUUGGACUUCUAGUUAUCCUAAAAAUUUGAAUAAAGUGGAAGUGGAAGCCUUUCCACAGAAAAGAAAUAAAGUAAUUUAAAGUAAUUCGCAGAGGAUAGUGAGUUAUCUGAAUAACAGAGCUCAUAAAAUGCUGGUGGUACAAGUGGUGCAAAAAAAAAGAAAAAUAAGAAAAAAUCAUCCUAAAAUACUGGAAUCUAGGAUUGA
Messenger RNA from Stylonychia lemnae, 1095 nucleotides. The record is from the annotation of a GenBank genome assembly. Lineage: Eukaryota; Ciliophora; Spirotrichea; Sporadotrichida; Oxytrichidae.